Messenger RNA from Danaus chrysippus (African queen), 327 nucleotides. The record is from the annotation of a GenBank genome assembly. NCBI's taxonomy places the organism in Eukaryota, Metazoa, Arthropoda, Insecta, Lepidoptera, Nymphalidae.
AUGUCAUAUCAACUUUACAGGAAUACUACAAUUGGAAACACGUUACAGGAAAGCCUUGACGAAUUGAUACAAUAUGGACAAAUAACACCUACGCUCGCUGUGAAAGUAUUGUUACAGUUUGAUAAAUCUAUUAACACAGCAUUGUCUAACAGGGUGAAAUCUAGAUUAACCUUUAAAGCGGGGAAAUUGAAUACAUACAGGUUUUGUGAUAAUGUUUGGACAUUCAUGUUGAAUGAUGUAGAAUUCAGGGAAGUUCAAGAAGUUGCUAAGGUGGAUAAGGUGAAAAUAGUUGCCUGUGAUGGAAAGAAUGUGGAGGACCGAAGAUAA